Arachis duranensis is the source of this 1423-nucleotide messenger RNA. RefSeq lists its product as uncharacterized. The coding region runs from base 409 to 1281 and encodes 290 amino acids. The transcript has a single exon. NCBI's taxonomy places the organism in Eukaryota, Viridiplantae, Streptophyta, Magnoliopsida, Fabales, Fabaceae. The record is from RefSeq and is a predicted model, not a curated record.
AAAGCUGUGCUGAAUGAAUUAGUCUAACCUUACAAAAACACAUGGCUUCAUCUUUCUGCAACCAACACCACCCUCUUCAACGUUCCAACCUUUGAAUCUGUGACUUAAAAAGAAACCACUCACCAUUUUCUUUUCCAAAGUCUCAUUCUCUGUUCCCUCAACACCCUAUUUGCCAUGUUAUUAUUCCUCAUAUCAUCACAACUUUUUUGCCUUCACUAUUGGACCACUCAAAAAGAAAAAAAGGUUGCAAAUUAAAACUUUGAUUUGAUUUCUCACCUUUCCUCAAUUCAAAGUUUUUUUUUUUUUUUCUUGAACCCUCCAUUGUUCUGUUUAGUUCUUUCAUAAAAAGGAUCCUUUCCUCAUUUUUUUUGGGUUAACUCUUUCACCAUUUUUUUUUUCCUUAGAAAAAUGGUGGUUGAAUUUAUUUGCUCAGAAAAUCCAAUGAGUCCAAGAAUUUCAUUCUCACAUGAUUUCUCCCAAUUUGAUGUGAUCCCAGUUGAGAGAAUUCAACACCCUUUGAGAUCAAACUCAUCUAGAUUCAACUCAUCCAUUGAUUUCGAUUUCCAUAUCCAUGAAGAGAACAACCAAACAUCUUCAGCUGAUGAGCUUUUCUCUGAGGGUAGAAUCGUCCCAACUGAAAUCAAGAACACCCAAAAAGACACAAAUGCCCCUCUGAAGCAAAACGGUAGUAGUCAUCAAUUACAAAAAAUAGAGCAUAGCGGCAUACACAAAGCCUCGAACCCGGUACCUUCUUGCUUAAGCAAUAUCGAGCCACUUACCACUCGGACCAACUCUACAGAAGAAAAGUUUACUAAUAAUGAAAUUAUUAUUAGAAACAAAGAAACAAAAGUCUAUGUUGAUGGUGGUUCAAAUUCAAAAUCAUUUUGGAGCUUCAAGAGAAGUAGCAGUUGUGGAAGUGGGUAUGGUAGGAGAUUGUGUCCAUUGCCACUUUUGUCAAGAAGCAAUUCAACUGGUUCUUCUCCUAAAAGGGUCCCACUUUCUUCUUCCUCUAUCAAGCAACAAAAUUCUCAUCAGAAGCAUUAUUAUUCUUAUAGCACCACAACAGCAACAGCAACAACAACAAGGUCUUCUUCUUCUUCCAAUUCUAAUCAUCAUCAUCGUCUAAAGCCUCCAUUGAAGAGAAGUCACAAUGCAUCAUAUUAUGGGAAUAAUAAUAACAAUAGUGUUAGAGUCAAUCCUGUUCUGAAUGUUCCUCCUGUAAGUCUCUCUGGUUUGUGUUCAAUCUUCUCCAACAAUAGAGAUAGGAGCAAGAAGAAGUAAUAAUUUAGUGAUUUACCUCAGACAAGGGCAAAAAGGGAAAAAAAGUGUGAAGGUAACAAAAUUAUAUAUGAAAAUUUAUGUUGCUGCUAAAUUAAAUUUCAAAAUUAUCCAUAAAAAAAUAUUUUUUAAUAUUUUUAUAAAU